Molecule: messenger RNA, 6589 nt
Organism: Fukomys damarensis (Damara mole-rat)
Lineage: Eukaryota; Metazoa; Chordata; Mammalia; Rodentia; Bathyergidae
Gene: Col4a6
Product: collagen type IV alpha 6 chain
Exons: 45
Coding region: 247-5304 (1685 amino acids)
Cellular component (GO): basement membrane; collagen trimer
Molecular function (GO): extracellular matrix structural constituent
Source: RefSeq, a predicted model, not a curated record
UCUCUCCAGGAGCCUGGAACUAUUCUUGAGUGCUGCAAGUUGUAGUGAGCACCGCCGAGCGUCUCUCUUUGGGGUAGUUCUUAUCUAAAAGUUGAUUUUAGUUGCUUCUAAACUGAGCAGCUUCACCCCUUAACCCUGUUCUAAAUAAGAAAGCAGCCGCAUAGUAUCAGCGAGCCCCCCCGAUGAGCAAGCGCCGCGGAGUAGCUUAGCAGUCUCCCAGGACCCAGCUCCGGAGGAGCAGCAAGCAUGCACCCUGGGUUGUGGCUGCUCCUGCUUUCCUUGUGCCUGGCGGAGGAACUGGCAGAAGCGGGAGAAAAAGAAUCUUAUGUAAAGCCAUGUGCAGGCCAAGACUGCAGUCAAGGCUGUAAAUGCUUGCCUGAAAAGGGAGCUAGAGGGAAACCUGGACCAAUUGGAAUUCAAGGUCCCACAGGUCCUAAAGGAUUUGCUGGACCUACUGGUUUAUCAGGGUUGAAAGGAAAAAAGGGUUCCCCAGGCCCUAUUGGCCCAUAUGGACCAAAAGGAGAUAAGGGUUCCAUGGGAGUUCCUGGCUUUCUUGGUAUCAAUGGGAUUCCGGGCCACCCCGGACAGCCAGGCCCAAGAGGUCCAUCUGGCCUGGAUGGUUAUAAUGGAACUAAAGGAGCUGUUGGAUUUCCAGGCCCUGUUGGCUAUCCUGGGAUUGUUGGACUUCCUGGACUCCCUGGUCUGAAAGGUUCAAAAGGUGAAUCCAUUCUUUCUCAAGGCAGUUUCACAGGCAUGAAGGGGGAUCCUGGGUUGCCUGGACCGGAUGGAAUCAUGGGCCCACAAGGAUCACCUGGAACUCCUGGAGAUGCAGGACCCAUGGGACCACCAGGAUUGCAAGGUCCUUCAGGCCCCCCUGGUUUCCCUGGUCCUGAUGGAAAUAUAGGAUUAGGUUUCCAAGGAAAAAAAGGAGUCAAGGGGGAUGUUGGCCUCCCCGGGCCCACAGGACCACCACCAUCUACUGGGGAACUAGAAUUCAUGGGUGUUCCCAAAGGGAAGAAGGGAUCCAAGGGUCAACCAGGGCCCACGGGACUCCCAGGCAUGAUUGGCCCUCCGGGCUUCCAGGAAUUUGGAUCUAUUGGAGAAAAAGGAAUCCUUGGCUUGCCAGGACCUAGGGGUCCCAUGGGUUCAGAAGGCGUGCCAGGCCCUCCAGGGACAAAGGGCAAGAAGGGGUCUCCAGGUAUUCCUGGGUUUAAUGGAUUCCCGAGAAUUAAGGGUGAAAAAGGUGGGACUGGCCUACCAGGACCAGAUGUUUUCAUGAGUGCAGAUGGUGCUAUGAUCUCAGGUAAUCCUGGAGAUCCCGGGAUGCCAGGCCCCCCGGGAUUUAAAGGAGAUGAAGGCAUCCAGGGCCAACGUGGCCCUUCUGGCAUCCCUGGCCUUCCAGCCUUACAAGGUGUGCCAGGUACUAUAGGGCCUCAGGGACUUCCAGGUCUGAAGGGGGACCUAGGAAACCCAGGCCACAUCACAAUUGGAGGAGUUGGCCUUCCUGGCAGAAUUGGUUUACCAGGCCUACCAGGUCUACCAGGCCCACAAGGUCCACCAUCUAAGAUUGGAACUAUAUAUGGCACAGAGCCAGGAUUUCCUGGUCUCCGAGGAGAACAAGGUCUAAAGGGAAACUCAGGCCACAAAGGAGUAAAAGGGGACUCGGGAUUUUGUGCUUGUGAUGGUGGUAUCCCCAACACCGGACCACCGGGGGAACCUGGCCUGCUUGGGCCACAAGGUCUCAUGGGCUUUCCAGGCCUUAAAGGAACCAGAGGAGAUGCAGGCUCUGAGGGUACACAGGGCCCAGCAGGGACUCCAGGUUCAUUUGGACCUCAAGGUCUUACAGGUGCCAAAGGAAAGAAAGGUGAACCAACUCUCAGAACAGGAUCGGGAAUGCCAGGGGAGAAGGGUGAUCCAGGCCCGCAGGGGUUCCCUGGUAUAACAGGAGCCCCAGGCAAGGAUGGCAUACCAGGUUUACCAGGUCUGCCAGGUGUUCAAGGUGAUGGUGGACAGGGCUUCCCAGGUGAAAAAGGACAACCAGGACUUCCUGGUGAAAAAGGCCAUCCUGGUCCAACUGGUCCUCCAGGAAUUGGGCUACCAGGACUUCCUGGACUUCAUGGGCCCCCUGGAGAUAAAGGAAUAGAUGGGUUACCAGGGCAUCGUGGCCUCCAUGGAUCUCCAGGAAUCACCUUGCCUUGUAUUAUUCCUGGGUCAUAUGGUCCAUCAGGAUUACCAGGAGCUCCUGGAUUCCCAGGACCUAAAGGGGUCCGCGGCCUCCCUGGGACUCCAGGACAGCCUGGAUCUAGUGGAAACAAAGGAGAGCCUGGAAGUCCAGGAUUACUUAAUUUCCCUGAAUUGCCAGGGUUUUCUGGACCUCAUGGGGAGAAGGGCUUGCCUGGGUUUCCUGGGCUUCCUGGAAAAGAUGGCUUGCCUGGGAAGGCUGGCAGUCCAGGUUUACCAGGUUCUAACGGAGCCCCUGGUGACAUCUUUGAUGCUGAAAAUGGUGCUUCUGGGGCUCAAGGCCUACAGGGAUUGCCAGGGGACAGAGGAUUUCCUGGAGACUCUGGCCCUCAAGGACCCACAGGUUUACACGGGCAGCCUGGCUUGCUAGGCCCAAAGGGUGACCAGGGCAGCCCUGGAACAUCAGGACAAGAGGGACAUCCAGGCCCCCCAGGGUCUAUUGGUCUGCAUGGCAUCAAAGGCAAAUCUGGGCUCCAAGGAGUACCAGGUCUUCGAGGAAUUUCAGGAUAUCCUGGAAAAAAAGGCCCAAAAGGCAAGAAAGGCCUCCCUGGAUCAACUAGAAAAAGAGGUCUACCUGGGAUGAAAGGCCUUCCUGGAUCCACUGGGGUAACUGGCAUCCUGGGAAGUCCAGGCUUGCCAGGAGUUACUGGGUUGCCAGGCCUUCCAGGUCCAAAGGGUGAGAAGGGGUCCACUGGACUAGUAGGUUUUCCAGGAAUACAAGGUCAACCUGGUUUUCCUGGUGCAAGUGGAUUAAAGGGAAUUCCUGGAUCAGCUGGAAAAGUGGGAACAUCUGGACAUGCUGGAAAUACAGGUGAAAAGGGAGACAGAGGUGAUCCAGGCCCAGUUGGAGUACCCAGUGCAAGAUCUCCAAUGCUGAGCCUACAGUUCAAAGGAGACAAAGGCUCUCAAGGAUCGGCUGGAUCAGACGGAUUUCCUGGGCCCAGAGGUGACAAAGGAAAGGCUGGGCAUCCAGGGUCACCGGGCCUGCCUGGAUCUCCUGGCUUCCCCAGCACCAUCAAAGGGCUUAGUGGGGUACCAGGUCUCCCUGGCUCCAUGGGGCUGCAGGGCUUACCUGGUCUGAAGGGCUCCUCUGGAAUCACAGGUUUUCCAGGAAUGCCAGGAGAAAGUGGUUCACAGGGUCUCAUUGGGACUCCCGGACUCCCAGGAGUAUCUGGUCUCCCAGGCUCAAAAGGUGAUCAGGGCCAGAUGCUUGAAAUUUCUGGUAACCCAGGACCCAAGGGACAACCUGGUGAACCUGGUAUUAAAGGUGUUAAAGGAAAAGAUGGACUGGUUGGUGAUGUUGGUUUCCCAGGAAACAAAGGUGAAGAUGGGAAAGUUGGUAUUUCUGGAGAUGCUGGCCUUCCUGGCUCCCCAGGACUUCCAGGGAUCGCAGGUAUCAGAGGAGACCCAGGAUUUCCAGGUUCCUCUGGUCAUUCAGGGACCCCUGGGCCCCUGGGACCCUCUGGCUUAAUUGGACCCAAAGGAUUCUCUGGAUCUCCUGGUUUACAUGGACUGAAUGGCCUUCCAGGUACCAAGGGUACCCGUGGCACCCCAGGAGCCAGUAUCACUGGUGUGCCUGGGCCUGCUGGCCUGCCUGGUCCCAAAGGGAAAAAGGGAACUCCAGGAACUGUCAUUGGAGCUCCAGGAAAUCCAGGUACAAGAGGACAAAAAGGUGGCCGAGGUUUUCCAGGUCUUCAAGGCCCCGCUGGCCCCCCUGGUGCCCAAGGCAUCUCCUUGCCUUCAAUCAUAGCAGGCCAGCCUGGCCAGCCUGGGCAACCAGGCCUAGAUGGAGAACGAGGCCGCCCAGGCAACCAAGGGUCCCCAGGUCCCCCUGGGCCAUCCUCAGAUCAAGGCGACCCUGGAGACCCUGGAUUCCCUGGAAUUCCUGGCCUUUCAGGACCCAAGGGAGACCAAGGAAUUCUAGGUUUCUCUGGCCUCCCUGGAGAGCUAGGACUGAAAGGCGUGAGAGGUGAACCUGGCUUCAUGGGGACUCCAGGCAAGGUUGGGCCACCUGGAGACCCAGGAUUACCCGGGAUGAAGGGGAAGGCAGGGCUACAAGGCUCUCCAGGCCUUCAAGGUGCUCCUGGGAAAACUCUAGCUGUGGAAGCUAUCCAGAUUCCUCCUGGUCCCUUGGGUCUACCAGGCAUCAAUGGCAUUCCUGGUCUUGCAGGGGACCCUGGGAAGCAAGGUCCUGUUGGUCCACAAGGUACCAAAGGUUUACCUGGAAUCCCUGGCAAGGAUGGCUUCAGCGGGCUUCCAGGCCCGCCUGGGACACUCGGUGAUCCUGGUCACCCUGGACUGCAAGGCCCCCCAGGAUUUGAAGGAGCUCCAGGGAAGCCAGGCCCCUCUGGGAGCCCUGGGAGGCCUGGGCACAGCGCAAGAAUGGGCUACACAUUGGUGAAGCACAGCCAGUCAGCACAAGUGCCUCUGUGCCCCAUCGGGAUGAGCCAGCUGUGGGUGGGUUACAGCCUGCUGUUCGUGGAGGGCCAGGAGAAAGCCCACAACCAAGAUUUGGGGUUUGCUGGCUCCUGCCUCCCCCGCUUCAGCACCAUGCCUUUCAUUUACUGCAACAUCAAUGAAGUGUGCCACUAUGCCCGACGCAAUGAUAAGUCCUACUGGCUUUCCACUACUGCUCCUAUUCCCAUGAUGCCCGUCAGCCAGGCCCAGAUUCCCCAGUACAUCAGCCGCUGCUCUGUGUGUGAGGCACCAUCACAAGCCAUUGCUAUGCACAGCCAGGACAUCACCAUCCCACAGUGCCCUCUGGGCUGGCGAAGCCUAUGGAUCGGGUACUCCUUCCUCAUGCACACUGCCACUGGGGCCGAGGGUGGAGGCCAGUCUUUGGUUUCCCCAGGCUCCUGCCUUGAGGAUUUCCGGGCAACUCCUUUCAUCGAGUGUAGUGGUGCCCGAGGCACCUGCCACUACUUUGCCAACAAGUACAGUUUCUGGUUGACGACAGUAGAGGAGAGGCAACAGUUUAGGGAAGAACCUGUGUCAGAAACACUGAAAGCCGGGCAGCUCCACACCAGGGUUAGCCGCUGCCAGGUGUGCAUGAAAAAUCUGUAGAGUGGCACCUACCACUCUGCCCAUUGCCUUGCAUACCCCUCACAAUGGUCACCUUGCAAGCCUGAACAAUCAGAAGAAGGAAAGCGUGAGCCCAUUUGCCUAUCUGUCAAGUUAUACAUUGGAGGUGCUUUUGGGCUGGACUGCUGGACACUGGUCACCCCAACCUUCGGGCCCAUUAGAUGAGCCCACCCUGUGAGGUCUGCUGUCCCUAUUUCAUCAACCUGGUGCUAGGCUUCUAUUUGGAUGUUUGCAUGUCAAUUCAUGGCUACCUCAGAAAGAUUUGCUGGACUUUCUUAAGACUGCUAGAAGCCAUACUGUCUUGAUUAGAAAUCUCUUCAUAAUAGCUAGUAAGUCACUUCGUUACGUCUAGAAGUUACCACACAUUAUUCGGCUUAAGCCAGAACCCAGUGCUUCUACAUUUAAAAAAAAUUACCUGGCUGAACAUUCACAGAUGGUUUGAGUGUGCAUAGGGCAAGCCCUCACUAUGCCAAGAGGUCUCCUGUGUCUGGGUGGAACUGGAAGGAAUUGCCAGCCAGUAUUGCAGGGUCAGCCAUGACUCCUUCCAAAGUAUGCAAGACUGGGUCCCACAUUGCUGAGAAAGGCUUGAUGGCCAGCAGCCUUUAAUUUCAUAUGGGCCUAGACAAAUCACAUCCUCCUUGCUGGCUCAUUCUUCCUAGCCAGAGGACUUGGCUUGGGCCAAGUAGAACAGAGGCUGCAAUAAAUGUGGCCAAGGCCAUAAAAGGAAACAGAAACCACAGCACUUUCUCCUGGGCCAGGGGUAGAGGAGUAAAUGGGUAAGAAGGUAUGGAAUGUGUUUUGGGCUAGAGGAAUAAAAAGGUACAUCUCAUUUACUUUUUCUCAAUUUCUUAAAAGUCUCUGUUUAUUCUAUAUGCCAUCCAAAUGUACUCCAUGCGGUACAGUGAAGUUGUAGUGUGUUAGUUCUUUGCAUUCUGAGGCUCAGGCUUUGCAUUACAAUGGUUAUCCUACUGCUCUUUCAUAGGUAGCCUUUUAAACUUUUUUAAUACUCAUAAAUUUAGAACACUGCUCUUAUUAACAGUUAGUAGACCUAAAGCAAGCCUGAGUUGGCUAUAAAGCAUAUUCUGUAUGGGGUUUUCAUCUUGGCCACUUUCUUUAAUUACCAGUUUCCCAUGACACUUUUAGAUAUGUUCACAUGAGGCAAUUCCUUCCAGGUGAUUCUGUUUCUUUAAGUAUUAUGUAAACUGUGCCAACACAGCCAAAGCUUAAUCAGUAUAAUCUGAACUACUGUCAUCUUAACCUCCUGAGU